GUGACCCCACAGAUAUUGAUCCCAUAAAAAAUAAAAACAAAAAAACAAAAACAACAAAAUUGCAAUUAAUCAAAAAAGAUCGAUGCUAUAAACUAUUAAACUCUAAUUCUCAUGGUCUAGCAUCGAGUGUUUCCCACCUCUAAUACAUGCAACAUUUUCGCUGUUAAGUUGUAUUGAUUAUAAUAAUUUACAGGACCUUAAUUACAGGUUUUAGUCAUGAAUUUAAAAUACAAAAAGAAGUAUAAUCGAUUAAAACGCUGUGUUAAAAACUGUGUUGUGGAGAACUCUUCUGUUGGCGAUGUGCUGUGUUUCUUACAAGCCGAACUUGCUGCAGGACGCGAGGAAAGGAUGUAUUUAAUUGAGAGGCUAAUGUUUCAUGAAGGGUUGGAAAGAAACCCUCUUCCUCGUAAUAACUUUAUGGGUGACGGUGAUGAAGCUUUAUUUAAAAAGAAAAUUGGGACAAGAAAUAAAAGUACAACAUUAAUGCAGAAAAAGAAAAAUUCAAUGUUCCCAAUUAAUUUAAACAAUCUUCUUGUACACUCGCUGGGCGAAAUAAUACCAGUAAACCCUAAUUUUCAUUGUGCAUACUGGAUAUAUCCUGUUGGAUACGUUGCAACUCGAAUAUAUGCGCAUCCCAAAGAUCCACGGAAAAAAUGUGUUUUUACAUGCAAAAUUCUUAACAAUGCUGGAAUACCACAGUUUCAAAUUAUUCCUGAUAACGAUUUAGACAGUGUAUUUUUUGGUGAAACUGCAAGUGCUUGUCAUGAAGGACUUUUAAAAGCAAUUCAACAAUCUUUGAAAGAUUCAGUUAAAUUGAGUUUUGAUGUAAAGGGUGAAUUGUUUUUCGGACUAUCAAAUAUAAAGAUUCAAUCACUUAUUAAGGGUGACCCUGGAUUCAAAUUUUGUGCUAACUUUAGAGGCUUUGAUAUACAUAGAGAAACCAAUUUGUUUGAAGAUCAAGAUCCAUCAUUAUGCUUUGAAGCAUUGCAAUUAUUAAUAAACAAUUCCCUUAGAGCUAAAGAGAAGUGAUUUAAUAAAAAAAUGCAUAAAUAAAAAAUAAUACAU
Messenger RNA from Scaptodrosophila lebanonensis, 1065 nucleotides. RefSeq names its product transforming growth factor beta regulator 1. NCBI's taxonomy places the organism in Eukaryota, Metazoa, Arthropoda, Insecta, Diptera, Drosophilidae. Bases 217 to 1029 code for a protein of 270 amino acids. Gene Ontology annotation, cellular component: nucleus. Gene Ontology annotation, biological process: regulation of cell cycle. The record is from RefSeq and is a predicted model, not a curated record. The transcript is spliced from 2 exons.